Seriola dumerili (greater amberjack) is the source of this 3455-nucleotide messenger RNA. RefSeq names its product alpha-(1,3)-fucosyltransferase 7-like (gene fut7). Gene Ontology annotation, molecular function: alpha-(1->3)-fucosyltransferase activity. NCBI's taxonomy places the organism in Eukaryota, Metazoa, Chordata, Actinopteri, Carangiformes, Carangidae. Gene Ontology annotation, cellular component: membrane. Bases 462 to 1568 code for a protein of 368 amino acids. The record is from RefSeq and is a predicted model, not a curated record. The transcript has 3 exons.
CUCACGCAAGAUCAUGCUCAACGUUUCCUGUUUUCCCACCAGUGCACAAAUGUAGUGAACUAAUUAUACCAUGAUGCUCUUUUGUUGAGUGCUGCCACAGUGAUAAUGGAAAGGAAAAAACAGUUACUAGAAGGCAGGAACUAAAGAGGGAGGGAGCAGGUAACACAAUGCUGAGCUCAAAUCAUAUUUUUCAGAGAACCGCGCCUCAGCUUCCUUAAAAGCGGCCGUGUUUUUGUUUUUUAGAUGCCUCAGGCUUCACAUCUUGUACUAACCAGCAGCGACCAAAAAUGAUAUCAGUGUUGACUGAGGAAGGAGCACAGACCGCUGAUCUCAUGAACAGGGAAAAAACAAGCUUACAUAAGUUUCUCUUGAGUUGUGGUGGAGCAGAAACGUGUCAUGGUCUCUGAUUUGAGUGGGCGGUAUCUUUACACUGGCAGUCACAGGCUUUGUUGGAGUGUCUGAUGGGGCAGGGUAACACUAAAAAGACUCUACUCAGUUCAAUGAAGAAGGGCAUCCUCUUCUGCAUUCUCUGUGUUGUACUGCUGUGUCUUUUCACUAAAUGGCCGAGUGAAUUAAAGACUCUGGCAGCCAAACAUCCCAGCACCUUCUUUUGCAGCAGCAGCAGCAGCAGCAGCAGCAGCAGAAAUGUGACCACCAUCUUGCUGUGGUACUGGCCCUUCAGGAAAUCAUACAGCCUGCAGGGUGAUGUGUGCUGGGACCUUUACCGCAUCCCUUACUGUAGACUAGUGGACCAGCACUCUUUCUUUUCCUCAGCUGAUGUGGUGGUCUUCCACAACAGAGAGCUGCUUGAGGGCCACCAGAAGCUGCCCUUAGACCUCCCACGACCGCAGCACCAGAGGUGGGCCUGGAUGUCCCUGGAGUCCCCUCUGCACAACGGAAACUUGCGGAAGUAUGCGGGUAUCUUCAACAUCACCAUAACCUACAGGAGGGAUGCUGAUGUCAGUUUACCCUAUGGCGAGCUGAUACCAAAGGAGGCGGAAGAACUUGUGGGGGAAGAUGCCGCUCUGAAUAAGAGCUCUCUGGUCUGUUGGGUGGUCAGCAAUUACUUGACGCAUCACAAGAGAAGCGAAGUGUACCAUGAGCUCAAAGCCGUAGUCCCUGUGAAGGUUUACGGGCAUUGGACAAAGGCACACCUCACCUCUGGAGCCCUCUUACCUACAAUCUCUCGCUGCUACUUCUAUUUGGCUUUUGAGAACUCGAUCGCGAAAGAUUAUAUCACCGAGAAGCUAUGGAGGAAUGCUUAUCUGGGUGGGGCAGUUCCUGUUGUCCUGGGACCGUCGUUGAAUGAUUACAAAACUGUAGCUCCGCCUCAUUCUUUCAUUCAUGUUGAUGAGUUUGCAUCAGUGAAAGAUUUAGGAAAGUAUCUACAGCAGCUGGCAGAGGACAGGAAACGCUACAGUGAAUAUUUUACGUGGAAACAACAGUGGAAAGUGAAACUUUACACAGACUGGAGAGAGAGACUGUGUAAGAUCUGCUCACAGUAUAACAGUUUCCCUCAGCAGAAAUAUUACACUGACCUAGAGGCCUGGGUUAAAGCUAACAUUUGAGCUUGAACUAUUGUGGUUGAUCAGUAAUUGACAAAUUGUGAAUUUAACCACAUUUUUUGGCACAUUUGCAGACAUGACGUCCUUGUUUUGCUGCACUAGCACAACCUUAUUUUUCAUGACUAGUAAUACAUUUUUUAUGUUGUUACUGUGCCGGUAAAAUAAAUAUGCAAUCAGUAUUUAUCAGAUGAACAGAAAAAGGAUGAAAAGAUUGUAAAAAAAAAAAAAAAAAAAAUUAGGGGGAAGGCAAUAUUUACUGGAGAAAAUGAAUUACAUCCUCUAGACUCAUGAAACCAUCCCCAAUGUUUUUAGACAUUUUUCCGAUUUAUUAAAAACCAAACAUUAAAACUCUUAUUUUACAAAAGUAUUCAGAAGUUGAAUCAACUGUUUAGUCACAAGGACAGUCAGUUCAGACUUCUUUUUCUUUUCCAUCUCCUCAGUUUUAAAGAGUUUUCUUUUGACAUGAAAAACUUACAGCUGCAGCAGAAGAAUCCACUUUGUACCAGAGUUAGUACAAAGACAGCAGGCAAGGCUGUUCAUAGUGACUUUGUUAAUUUAAAGUGUUUGGCGGUAGGGACUGAAUUCAAUAUUAAACCUUAUUGUAGUUAGCAUUGGUUUUCAUUAUUAUGAAAAGAAACACAGAUUAACCUUUGCACAUAUUAAAGACACAGCAAGUUUACACAAUGUCACAUUUCUUCACAACUACAAAAAAAGGACAGCCCUGAGAGUUUUAACUCAAGCAAUGCAUGCAGGGAAGUCUGUUGAUAUUGCUAGCUUUGUUUCUUUCUAAACUUAUUUUAAUGAGUUGAAUGAACUCUCAGCAGUUAGAACAGCUUAGAGCAAAGUUAGAACAGCUCAUGUUUAUAAGUUCACAUAACCAACACAACUAUCAUGCCUUAACUACUUCAUAUUAAGAACGUUGACCCAAGUGAUGUAGAUCCCUAGCACUUUAAACCAAACACCUGACCUCUCAGUUGACAAAAGUGUUGCCAGAAGGGAAAUACACUUAUUCACAUUUUUACUGAGAGUAAGAUGAGAAGGUUGAUACCACAAUAAUGUAUAAGUAUGAGCCUGCAGCCAGCAGCUGGCUAAUUUAGCUUAUAGAUUUUGUUACCUUUGUACAGUGCCAGGCUUUCUUCUGCCUCAGAUCCUUAUGCUUUUUAAAGCUAAACGGCUGCUGGUUGUAGCUUCACAUCUAUCAUACAGAUUUGAGAGUGUUAUCAAGUCUCUCGUCUGGCUCUCAGCAAGACCACUAAUAAGAGUGUUCCCAAAAUGUUAACUAUUCCUUUAAAUUGCACUCACAUAAACACAUUCUGUGCAUUACCAUCCAGGCUUGAACAGAUGUUAAGACACACGACAAUCCCUGAACUAACUUAAUUAAUAAGUUGAUUAAGUACAUCCUUACCCAUCAUCAACAGAAGAAUGCUGAGUGAUUCCUGAUGGACACAUUCCAUGUUAAACUCUUAUGGACGUCAUCUUCCUUGCAAUCACAGAAUUGCCCCCAGAAUAUACAAAAAAGGUGACCAAUAAAAAUACAAAUAGUUUGUUCAAAAGGGACAAAGCCUCCAGCUUGAAAUUGAUCCCAUGAUUCCUUGCACUGCUUCAAUUGCAGUAUCUGUGCUGAAAGUAAUGAAAUAAUUACUAACAAUAAAUGUAAGCUUGUUAGACUUUCAUCAUGUUUUAGCCCAACUUUAAACGGAUGAAACAUUUGCUUAAUGAUUGAUAUCAAAAAGCUUACAUUUGAUUUCUUUCAUCUGUAUUAUAUGUGUCUUUUAGUAUGUCAAAAGACUGUAAUUUCAUGUUUGGUCAGUUCAACUCAAUCUGUUUAUUUCAUGGCUUUCUCUCCUUCCUAAUAAAAACAAGUGAACUAAAUCGAAUGGCCCAGCGUGU